This is a messenger RNA of Rhagoletis zephyria (snowberry fruit fly), 843 nucleotides long. RefSeq names its product ATP-dependent DNA helicase PIF1-like. Gene Ontology annotation, molecular function: DNA helicase activity. Gene Ontology annotation, biological process: telomere maintenance; DNA repair. The record is from RefSeq and is a predicted model, not a curated record. Lineage: Eukaryota; Metazoa; Arthropoda; Insecta; Diptera; Tephritidae.
AUGCAGAAUUUACGUGGAAAUCAACAGCUUUUUGGUGGUGCUUUGGUAUUAUUGUCAGGUGACUUUCGACAAAUAUUGCCCGUGAUUCCACGAUCAAUACCGGCAGAUGAGAUCAAUGCGUGCUUGAAGUCUUCCCCUCUGUGGCGAUAUGUGCAAAAAUUCACAUUACACAUAAACAUGCGUGUUCAGUUGCACAAUAUUCAUUCUGAAGAUCGGUUCUCGUGGCAAUUGUUAGAGAUCGGAAAUGGCAAAGUUCGAAUCGAUAAUACAAAUGACUUGAUUACAUUGCCGAAGAAUUUUUGUACAAUUCUCCAAUUAAAAGAAAAAUGUUUUGAACGCGUGUUUCCAAAUAUUGCUCAAAAUUACCUGGAUCACGAUUCGUUGAGAGAACGCGCAAUACUGGCACCAAAAAAUGUGCAUGUCAAUUCAAUCAAUUAUCAAAUUCUAGAAAAAUUGCCAGGUGAAGUGACAACGUAUAAAUCUGUUGAUAGCGCAAUGAAUCAAGAUGACGAAGUGAAUUAUCCAGUUGAAUUUUUGAAUUCACUGGAACCACCUGGUAUGCCACCACAUUGUUUGAAUUUAAAGGUCGGCUCAUCAAUUAUUUUACUACGGAAUUUAAAUGCUCUAAAACUGUGUAAUGCCACAAGACUGGCAGUAAAAAAAUUGAUGGCGAAUUUAGUUGAAGCAACAAUACUGACUGGCAAAGGGAAAGGUGAAAUUGUGCUCAUACCGCGUAUUCCACUGAUAACAACAGACAUGACGUUUGAAUUCAAGCGUUUGCAAUUCCCAGUGCGUCUAGCAUUUGCCAUGUCCGUCAACAAGGCGCAAGGACAAACUCUUCAA